This is a messenger RNA of Coregonus sp. 'balchen', 1136 nucleotides long. The record is from the annotation of a GenBank genome assembly. NCBI's taxonomy places the organism in Eukaryota, Metazoa, Chordata, Actinopteri, Salmoniformes, Salmonidae.
UCUCUCUCUUUCUCUCUCUCUCUAGAAGAAUGGCUCCUACCUAUACCAGAGACUCUGCCAACACAAUGCUCUCUACUAAAGACAAACAUAAAGUAAGUUUUGUUUAUAACAUAUGUUUGUGUCAUAGUUUACUAUUGAAUCCUUUUCUUCAUGAUUUGAACUUAAAGGACAUAGAACUAACUGAAUGCCCUCUUUUCUUCAUCAGCUAAGGAAACCAGUUGUGGAGAAGAUGCGUAGAGACCGCAUCAACACCUGCAUAGAGCAGCUCAAGACCCUGCUGGAGAGGGAGUUCCACAAACAGGACCCCAAUGCCAAGCUGGAGAAGGCUGACAUCCUGGAGAUGACGGUGGGGUUCCUGAAGCAGCAACUGCAGCCUCAGAGCCCAGUCCGUCAGAGGGCUCACAGUGAGGGCCACUCCCAAUGUUGGAGGGAGACACUACACUUCCUGUCUGCCAGCUCCAUGAAGGACAUGACGCUCCAGAACCUCCGGAGAGCUGGCCAGGACAUCUGCCCCUCCUCUCCACUCUCCUCCCAACACCAAAACCACAGCCAAGACUCAGUGAAGCAGGCCAUCACUGGCCACAAAACAGUCUGGAGGCCUUGGUAGAACCACCGCAUAGACUCUCUAUCUCACAAACUGGAUGGGUGUUUACCUUAUUUUUUGCUGUAGGAAAUAUAUUUCCAAAUGGUAUAUUGAAAUGAUAUUAUUUUCUUGUUAUAUAUGAAAGGAACUCUACUGAUGUGAUUAUUUGCUCUCAGAGAAGAAGCUGAAAAACAUAUUUGUAUUAAUUCAUAAUGAAGAAUAUGUUUGAUAUUUCACGUGUAUGUUUACGUGUGUAUGUAUUUUGUGCUCACUUGAUGCACCAAUGUGUUCUUUAGUCCUUUCAUUUUCUAUGAAGAUGAUUUGUAAAGGUUAUAUCUUUACGUGUAUGGUUGCUUAGCCAACUGAAAUCUUGCUUUAACUCUAUUGUAUGUACUGUCCUAUUAAAGGAUAUUUACAAAUGCUUUGAUAUGCCUUUUGUAAAGGCUUUUUGGGACAUUGUUGUUCCACCAUAGGCACUGUUGUGCUGUGAAAUGUAUUGUUGACACUGUGUGGCUUUCAUUCUCACUUGAUAAAGUGAACAAACACCUAAAAU